AUGAAUAAUUCACCAAGAACGCAAAAUAUCAAUCGUUUCGUGGUGCAUUUGGUGAAGAGUUGUAUUCCAUAUUUGUCGGUAAGCGACAGUCAAAUGGAAAAGAAAUGUAAAGACUUGGAUUUGUUGCACACCAUAUGGGACAAAGACACCAGUGAAGGUAAAUUAUUAUUAUUUUUGAUAUUGACGUUUUUCUGAAACAUUAUAACUCAAAAGUGAAUGACUUAAUAUCCUAAAAUUACGUAUACGAAAUAUUAAAAUAUCUAUUUGAAAAUAUUGAACUAAGUCCUCUCGUUAAGUAAAAUAAAUGAAAAUGCUGGACUCGCAGUUUAAAAACAAAUAUGUUGAACAGACUCGUUAAAACUAUGUACCAAGUAAUAACUUCUUUCUGUAUAAAAUUCUUAUAACGUUUGAAUAUUACGUUGAAAUGUUAAAUUUUCAGUCUACAGUAGGUGUAAAUUAGAGCGGAGCGAGAAUAAGUUAAUACUUUUCGAAUAAUGUGCGUGUUCUUUAUUCUCUCGAAUUUUGAGUAGGUUAAAAAGCACAAAAGGUUAUUAUCCAGCGUAUUUUUCAGUAAAGUAAUUGAUUACAGACGCAUUUAAUUCUAUUUGGUUUUUCGAUUUCUCGAUACCUAUUGCGGUGUUUUCUUGAGCGUACACGAAAAAACUACCGGAAGCGUUAAAAAAAAAUAUACAAAUAAUAAACAUAAUAUAAUUCAAUACCAAUUUUAGACCACUCAAAUGACGGUGAUAACGGGGCUUAUAAAUUUCGGAAAAAAUAAAGAGAGUAUAAUCGAAUAUAAUUGAAAAAGUAUAAUUUUAUUUAUUUAUUUUUUUUUUUUUUUAUAAUUAACUCCUUUUAAAAGGAUAAUAUAAAAUUUAAUUUCAAUAAAUAAUUUAAACAAAAAAAAAAAAAAUACUUUCCAAAAUAACACACCUAAGUGGUUCAAUCGGAAAUCUAAAAUGUCCGCGGAAAAGCCAGGUCUUUGUCCGGUUAGAUCUGAAUUAAUCUCGCAUUGUUUUGUAUUUUUCAUUAUUCUCUGUUGAAUAUUGUAUAUGUUGCCACUAGACUAGAACUCUGUCGGAUUUUUUUUUUUUUUUUGAAAACAAUAGGAUUUUUUUCUCCAAUAUUUUAUUAUUUAUUCCCCGGACUUUUUUUCCUACUCCCAGUUAACAACAGUUAUUAUAAGGUAUACCACUGUAAACUCUAAUAAUAUGAUUUUAAUAUUUCGUCGCAGUUUAUACGGCCAAAGUGUACGCAGCCGUUACGAAAAUGUUUGCGUCCAACGUGUUCCGUCCGUUGCCGCCGUCGUCGUACACGCUGGCCGCGGAAAACGAAGCCAUCGUCGCUGUGGCUGCGUCCAUCGGCAUGCCCCCCGUCAUGCCCAAACCCGAUUACGACAUGAUGGCGUCCGCGGCCGAGUUCACGCAGACUGCCAUCACCUAUCAGGCGUUCCAAUCGUUCGUCGACCGGACCGAGUUCGACGCCGAAGUGGCCAGCCAAUUCUUUGACCGGCGUUUCGUCAACGGCCUGGCGCACCGACUCAACUCGGGCGAUUCGUACGAGCGGCAGACCGUUCGCGACACAAUGGCCCGGAUGUGGUAUGCCUGUCCGUUCAUCCACGAACACAUGUUGGACGCCGUUGUCGCCGAAUUGGCCGACUUCGCUUACGGCUACGUGCCUAGACACAACGGCAUCGACGACUUGCUCCAUUUUCUGGCCAACAAUGUCGUCUACGAGGACGUCUGCCAGUUGCCCAUUCUCAAGGUGUCUAUAAUAUAAUACCAACUGGUACAUUGGACACGGUUAAAUAGGUUUGUUCCAACACGGAAUUCGGUACUAGUUGUGGAUCAGUAAUUGAUUUACUGUGCAUGUGCUAACGUGGACUGAUCAUAGAUUCGGAGCUUUGUGGGAAAGCGUUGGAACGCGUUACGGACCAACUCUCGAAUUGUGUCGAUGGUUGUAGAAAAUAGAUAAGGCAGUGAACAUGAUAAGAAUGAAUCUCGUGUCUUUUGUAGCAAAACGUUUGUUAUACUUUAUUUAUUUGUAGCGUUUUGUGUUAAAAAGACAAGAAUGAGUGAUACUGACGAUUUGAAUGACCACCUAGCAUCCAGUUCUUCAACUGACGAUGGAUUAAAGUUAAUCAAUCACUAAAAAAAAAAAAAAAUCAAAAUUUCUUAAGUGAAUAGUAGAUGAGUAUCUUUUUGAGAAUAUUUUUCGAGAGAAAAUUAACUACGCACGAAAGUUGAAACAACAGUAACCGAUAACAGUACAAAACCGUGAAAUGGUUACCUACACAUUCGAACGUAAAUAAUUAAUAGCAUAUAUACAAAAACUCCAAUAAAUAAAUGAUAACAGGAUCUCUGACUGCUAGUCCCCAUCCGAAUCAGUGGAUUAUUUUGACUGUCAGAAACCAAUACCAAAACUGUGUUAGUGCCGUGUUGGAACAACACAAGUUUUAGUUUUAGGAAAAAUCUUUGAUAUCGAAUCAUUCCAUAUUUGUAAAUUACACUGUUUUAUUUUCUUCUUCCAUAGGUCUAUUCUUGUCACUUUCCGUGCUAGUUUGGUGCUGAUUGUUGUAUUCAGAAAGUUUUCCCGAUACCCAAAUCGGCUACCCAUGAGAUUACCUCUUGUCUUGUGUUUAGGGGUACUAACAUGCCCAGUUUUUGUAAAUUCUCGGCUGGGACAGCGGAUGGCGGUUAUAAUUGAAGUUCAAGAGAGAGGGUGAAAUUAGUUAAAAUCUUCUCCUCUUCCCCCCCCCCUAAACAAAAAUAAAUAUAAUAAUAUAAAGUUAUGUUUUUGAUUUUUCGCGUAAUGGUCAUUUUUUGAAAAUGUUUUGGAAAUUCUUAAUAAUUUUUCCGAUUUACUUUUUACUUUUUCACGCAGCACACUUUAUAAAAUUUUGGAAUUUACACCAAUGCGAUAGUACUUUACUUUAAGCAUUUCAUGAAAUUUUUAACAAUACCCUAGAUUCUUUAUUUGGUUUUAUUUUUAAAAAUUAUGUUUUCAAUUAUGUUCUAAAUUGUAUACAAAUUAGUUUAUAGGAAUUAAGGAUUUUCGGCAUUAAUAUGUUAUCCCAUUGAUAAUGCAUUGUUAAAGAUUUAUUUUGAUCGUUACAAUAAAAGCUUUUGGGCGGUUUAAAAAAAAAAAAAUAAUAUGUUAAUCUAUCAUUCAACUAGAUAUGUUAAUUGAAGUAAUUCAUAAGGUGGUUAAUAUUAUGAUGUUAUAUGUAGUCCAUAAUAAUGAUAAAUUAAUUUAUAUUCAGUAGAAAAUUACUUAAAUUUUAAGCAUUAAAGUUCACAAAACAGUGAAAGCCUCUGUAUUUCGCAGGAAUCGUCGAUGGUGUUAAUAUUACCGAUAUGUUUCUUUUUUGGUAAAAACCGUAAUGUUAUGCUCGCACACAACAUGUAUAUGAUUAUUUAUAUUUAUAAAAGUGUGACUAAAAUAUUUAAAUACGGUCGGGUACUUGGUAUUUAGUAAAAAUAAAGUUGUUAAUGUAGUAAAUACAAAUGAUAUUGGUUAUUCGAGAGAGAAACACAAUUUUUCGUAGUCAAAGCAUGACAAUAAACAAUGGUCAGGAAAAUAAAAUUCCCAUAGCGGUCGGCGUUUCUUCGUUAUUAUCGCCGCCGUAGCAUAAACAAAAUUAUUACUAAAAAAAAAAGGCGUUUCAUCUUCUAUUUUAGUUUCAUGAUUAACGGAUCAUCAUUCAUCGUAAGUCUCUUAAAUCAAAAAAUAACGGUUUUUUUCUUGAUGUCUCGAACGUCUUGUCCGCUUGAGAAAUCUUCUGAACGAUCACUCUGUGGAGAACUCCGUACACAACAAGUACGCACUACCAAAUUUUUUUGAAAAUCUCUCUCGAAUAGCUAGCUUCGAUUUUUAACAGCUGAUCACUUGUGUUUGAUUUCUUUAUUAAUUAAUUUUAAUAAUUCUUCAACCUUUUGUCUUUCUAAUUGAUUCAUUUUUUUUUUUUAUAACGGUUUGUUCCUUUUGGUACAGUUGUGCAGGGUGCUCACGCAUUUACUCAAACAUCCGUUUUUGAUUGCGUUUAAGAGCAAUUUAAUCGAAUGCGUGAGGGUGUUGGACAGAACCCAAAAAGAACUGAUUCCGCAUAUGUUGAUAUUUAUCACGAAACUCUGGUCGUUCCAAAACUUGAAAACCAUUGUUUUGUUGCGCGCAAUGAGCGAUUUGUACAAUGUUUGUGACACGGACAAAUGGAUUUCUCUUCAGUUACAGAUCGUAGGUCCUCUGUCCAAAUUAUUCUGCAAUGAUGAUUUUCAGCUGGCUGACGAGUCUAUGAAUUUUUGGAAUCGUAUUCUACACGAAAACAUGAAAUUUUGGCAAAGCAAGCAGGAUGAUGUCAGAAUCGUUGUAAACGCUUUAAAAAAGGUAAUAAAUAAUAAUAAGAGAGUACUAGUAUGUUAUUAUUUACUUAUUAUAAAUCGUUUAACUAACGUUUUUGAAAUCUGACGUAGGUCAUAGUUUCAGGGUAUGGGAACAUUAUAUUAUUUUUCGAUUACUUUUUUUUUGGUUUUUUCUUGAAACCGAAUUUCUUCGAUUUCCUGUUGUGCGUGACAAUUUGGAAAUCGAUAACAAUAAAUUAACACUUUCCUUAUUAAAAGUUUUGUGUAGUACGUCAUUUCAAUAAAAGUAUAUUGGCGUAUAUUGUGUGUAUUAUAGUAAAACGAUUUAAAAUUGAUUUAAAAUUGGUAAAUAGGUGAAACGUAUUCACUGGAACUUAGAUUGCGUGAACAUAGCCAGCAGUCUAUUGGAUUUCAUGGUAGCCAAACAUGUAAUAAAAGACAAUUACAUGGAAGACUCCGAAGAGAUGUUCCAGGAAGGAAUACGCAGUGGGGUAAACUACGAUUACACGUACAAGAGCAUUCAGAAACUGGUAUCACCUAAAAUAUCUUCGACGUUGCCGUCGUCAACGGAUAUGCCAACUACCGAAUUAUGA
Cinara cedri is the source of this 4951-nucleotide messenger RNA. The record is from the annotation of a GenBank genome assembly. Lineage: Eukaryota; Metazoa; Arthropoda; Insecta; Hemiptera; Aphididae.